UCCCUUGUCCUGUCUCUGUUGUUUUCCAAACAUCCUACUUGGUCCUACAAAUAAUCCGUAUUUUUCAAUCAUUUUCUGAAAUCUCCGAUCUCUCUGGACUUCUACUUUGAAGCUGCCUUCUUCAGAAUUGUGCUGCUAAAAUCUGGAAAAUUAGCCUAAUUUGAUAUUUGGACACUUUGAUAUAUGCGUCAUGCGUGAAUUUGGAUAUGGGAGCAUAUUUUACUAGAUAUAUGGCGGAAUUAGGGCGGUACUGUAAGUUUAUGAUUUGCGUAAUAGGAUUUCGUUAAGUGGAAUAUAUGUUACUCUAACACGGAUACCGUUUGUUGAAAUUUCACAAUUUUAGCCGAAAAUGAAGUGUGUUGAAGAGUAUUUCAUUGCCGGAGUGUCAAGGAUUCUCAUGGGCACUUGAGUUGAGAUGAAGAGUCCCAGUAACAUGAGGUGGAAACUUUUUGUUUAAUGUGCAUGAAAAUUUAUGUCGCAAGAUUUUUUUAUUGAAAAGUUAUUUUCCUACUUAAUUACAUAUCUAAUUUUGCAAAACAUAUCUUGAUCACUAUGACAUCUGAAAUUGUCCCAUCUAUUCCAAUACAUUUCGUAAUUCCAUGUUGAAUGGACUGUGAAGAAUUUUCCUCUAGAAAAUGAUCAAGUAUGAGGAAUCAGAAAGUGAUGUAGGAACUGAGAUCUGAUGACAGCCUCUACUCUCAGCAGCUUCGUUUACUACACUUGUGUAAGAUAACAACGAAAUCUGCCUCAAGAAAAAUUAGGAGCUGCAGUAGCAGGUUUCCUGCACACUUUGUUCUUCCGUCCUCUUUGGCUAUUUGUAAGCAGAAAAAUGACAAGAUUUUGUGUCCUAGUGUCAUGGAUCACUGCUUGAGGCAGGAACACAUGGUCCUCUUCGUUUACUUUUCUUACUAGAAGAAAAUAAUUUGGAAAACAGUGAAUUCUGAGUUGAAAGGUUUCUCAAGCUAAGUAGAUGGAGGAUUGGCAGAGUGGCUCUGGUCUGAGAAGUAAUUCUAAAUUGGCUAGUGUUACCUCUCAGAAAAUUACAGCCAAGGUUGCUUCCGUUCCAAAGACUUUGACACAGAAGUCUCUUGAUCAUAUUGCUUUUAAAGAUCGUGCAGUAAGAGGAGUUGCUGCUGAUGUAGGCUUUUUUCUGCUAAAAGUUGCUGUUCUGGAAACUACAAGGAGGUUAUCAAGCGCUAAGUGUCCAUUUGCAUGGCGUAGUCUUCAGGCAUUCCAAAUGCUAUGCUAUCCACCAUUUAAAUGGAUCAAAUGGGCGCCCUUCAAAGGCUUGGUGCAUGGUAUGCAGAUGUUGUCACGACCAUUGUUAGUCCUCUGCAUAGCAACAGCUUUCUCUGACAAAUCAGAUCAGGUGAGCUCUACGGAUGAUCACCAUGAUUCUCAUGUACUUGAGAAUUUGGAUGAAGACUUGCCUUCUGUACAGCCCUAUGUUGAUGUUAGGAACAAUGAUGAAUCUUCUAUUAGUCCAUCAUCAGAAGAUUGGUUGCUAAAACUCUACAAAGAGCUAGAAAAUCAAGGGAUCAACUUACCAGACAGGAUCGAUGAGAGUGAGCUACGAAGAUUUUACAGCUCUGCCAAUGGUGACUUUUCAAGCCUGCUUUCGUCAAUUAAGAAGACAAUUCGUUGGAGAGAAACAUAUCACAUUCUAUCGGAACCGGAACUUAAGGGGUGGUCUGACAUAGUCUUCUGGCAUGGCUAUGAUCUGAGACACAGACCUUGCUUGAUUGUACGACUUGGUGUAGCUUGCACCAAUAUGCCAACUCGGGAUAGACCUCGAAUUGCUCAGGCGAUUGUUUCUCAGAUGGAGCAUGGUAUCCUGCAUUUGGCUGAUCGUGAAAGUCCUGGAAUUACGGUAGUGGUAGAUUGCAAAGGUUUAUCCCCUUUUAGACUUCCAGUGCAGAUGAUAAGAUCCUGCUCUCUGCUCUUUCAAGAUCACUUUCCACACUGUCUUGGUGGUUUAUAUGUCAUUCGGCUUCCUCAUGUAAUUCGGGUGAUGGCACAAACUGUUAUGAAAGUUCUAAAACCAGUCACUCAACAAAAGUUGAAAUUUUUUGGGGAACAGUACCACGAGAUUCUUUUUGAGUUUUUUCAGGAAAUUCCAGCGUGUCUUGGUGGUGAAUGCAAAUGCUCAGUGUGCUCUAGUGCAAUUUCCCACAACAAUCAGCGCUAUCCUUCUAUAGAAGUGGCAAGUCAACUGCUUGCAGAUGGACUUAAUGGCGAAAGUGUUGAUCUUGAUUUUCUCAGAUCUGAAAUCGAUGUUCGUCAUAGCUUUGAUCAGGUGCUAAGAACUGGUAUGAUUGGUUUUCUUAUGUUAUGUGUGCUUGUUGCUUUGCUUGCGGGAUUAUAUGACUCUGAUAGCCGUCCAAACAUAUUCUUGUGAGGUAAGAGUGAGCUUUAUGUUUUGGAUCUGCCAAGCCGAUUCUAUUUCUAGAAGAUAUCUAAUAUGCCCAUGAUUGCUUUCAAAUUUCAACCAUGAGGCACUGGAGCUUUAGCUUGUUGAACAUUUUGUCAGAAAAGCUGGGUUGUAUAUUAUAUACUUGUGAGACAGUGAGAGAGACGAAUACCGAGGACCCUGGUGAAUUAGCGUGGCUUUCACUGUAAAUGAAAUUCCUUUCCUCUACUCCAAACCUAAGCGGGAUCCUUGAGUUAAGCAUAGCUGCAUAGGGAACAUUAUUUGAGUGAAAUACUCGUAUAUGUUAAAAGGGAGUUUGUAGGAAGUCCAAAGUUAGCAUAUCUGACUUCCAGAUGAUGUUUAUAUUUUCUGAAGUCUGAACCAUUAUGAUUAGAGGGGUGUAUAUCAUGUAUUCCUGUGAAGGUGCUGUUUUCAUACUUGAAUAAUUUCACCCUGGUUAGAGACGGCAGAUGUGCCAUUUUCAUAUACUUCGUAUGAAUUACUUUAGUACUUGGGAGUGUAUAGCAGUAUAUAUUUUUAUUGAACUUAUCUGUGUCUAUUUACGAAGUAUAUUCCCUCUCUUUCAUAAAUUCCUCAGUAGAAAGGGAAUAUACUUCGUAUCACUCAAGUUUAUAAGAAGUUUGCCUAUUGUUGACUCU
Chenopodium quinoa (quinoa) is the source of this 3069-nucleotide messenger RNA. RefSeq lists its product as uncharacterized. Lineage: Eukaryota; Viridiplantae; Streptophyta; Magnoliopsida; Caryophyllales; Amaranthaceae. The record is from RefSeq and is a predicted model, not a curated record. The coding region runs from base 971 to 2398 and encodes 475 amino acids. The transcript has 8 exons.